GGUUGCGGGGCUCAUAUCUCAAUGCAUGCGGUCGGCGUCAGUUAAGAACCAAGCGCACACGUGAACGGAGUCAAUCACGAAUUCCAGUAUUUCCGGGACCACACGUCUGAUAUCGCACAUCCGCACCGCAUUUAUUUGCGAUAGUUCGAGACAUUCACUGAGACUCGCAGCAUUUUAUAAUGCAUUUAUUCAAGUGAAUUUCAACUCACUGGACUGUAUCUCGAAUCUGUUCAAGUUAAGCGACCUUACAACAGUGCCCUGUGUCGCCGUACUCAUGGCCCAUGGGAUGCUUUUGCACUGAACGGCGUUUAAUUUUCGGAGUUUCUCUUCGCCUCCCCUAGCUGGAGAUUAUCCAUUUAUUGUCAAUUCAUCAGAUAUUUGGCGCUAUUUGCAAUGUGAAUGAAUCAUAUGCUCAGUGACCUACCUUUAUUAGCAAAUGUCAUUGCCAACUAGUUCAGUUACCAUCAUGAUAUAGAACAGCGAAUUCCGACAUAUUUUCCGCGUACUUAACCCUCAGUCUCGUUUCUAAACUUUCGUAUAAGUAAAAUCGGGAAUGUGUUGAGCUUUUACCAAACGUUCAAGAGUCUUCCCAUAUUACUUGAUCUAAUGGAGAACCAGAAACCAACAACGGAAGCGCCAAGCGUGGAGGACUGGUUGUGGGCCAGUGAAGCUCGUUACGAUUCCAUGAAAAAUUUACUACAGUCAGUUAAGAAGGAUAUCGACCAGUUGACAUCAAGAAUCGAUUCCACACAAAUGCCGCUGAGCCCCGAUGUGCACGCAUCCACAGUACAAUCAAGUAAAUGGAUAACCAAUCUUGACAAAGAAGACUGUACAGGUGUAAAGCUUUGUGAUUUUUUAAGCCGGUACGAUAAUCGACCGGAUAUCUUGGAGAACCUAAAUGCAGAUUUUGAUGAGCCACUGAACGAGGUAGUAGAAGAUGAGUACAAAGAUAUUCAAAUCCGUGGACCCAUGCAACCUUUUUGCAAGAGUGAGACAAAUAGAGAGCUCUUCGACUGCGUUAUGUCCGAAGUGGAAAAUAACGUUGGGUCAUCAGUUGAUGGGAACGGCGGUAAAACAUGGCGAUCCCCUUCAGAUUACAAUUUGCAUGAUCCCUUUAAGGAAGAGGAAAACGGGGAAUUUGAAAGGGGAAUAAACCCAUUUUCUCUAGAUUCGCAUUUUCAUCAGUCUUUUAAGCAGACGGAUCUAGAUGAUCUUGGUACUGGAGCGUCCGAACCGGAUGAUGAAUCCGGCGAAAGCAUGUCACCCGCAGUUUCGCCUACUUUCGACAAUUUCGCCACCGGCGAGGUGAAUUUGAACGACAUCGUUCUUGCAAGUGAAGAACGAAGUCAAUUCGAUUUUUCUAAUGAUGACAGACUCCAAAUUUUAGGUGAUACAGAGGUCUGCGGGGUUUACGACAAGGCGCAUGCUCUAACCACCAUAUCCGAGGCCUCGGAAGAGAUUGAGGAUGACUGGUCUUCAUCCGACAUGGACAGCUCAGCACGUGGGAGUGACCCACAAAUGCCGGGCGAGUCGGUCACUAGCGUGCAGCACGUGCCACCGAUGUCCACUAAGCACCCCAAUGGUCAAUCGAUGGAGGCGGAAUUCAAAUCGCCGAGAGAUAUUUCACCUGACAGGCAUUCUGUCAACCCUUGUGAGUACCGGACUAGUGGGAUUGAACUCGGAUCCGCUGAGAACCAAACUCCUAAACCGGUGAUGGAUGUAAAUCAGACAUUUGUUUUUGACCCAACUGCACUCAGCAUGCCUGGAGCAUGCUUUGAACUCCCACAAGUAGUUAAGAUACGACCGAAAAAAGUUGACUCAGAGUCUUCCAGUCCGAAGAAACAGCGCCCAGUUUCAGCAGGGUCUUUGAAACUGCACAUAAGAAGUGGAGAUUCCACUGUUCUUGGUUCUGUUUACUCAGUUUUAUCCACAUUUAGUCAAGAAAGCAUUAUAAGUGAAGCAGAUUCGUACGUCACUGUAAAUAGCCGCUUGUUGCAUACGGGAAGUGAAGAGUUAUAUACGACAGCAUGUAGUGAUUCUGAGAUACCCGUGAAAAUAGCUGCGGAAAACGACUUCCAUCCUGAAUUUGACGAGUGUCCAACCUUAUCCAGAAAACGAACAAUGUUGCCGAGAAACCAACGACACCGUUCCAAUGUUCCUCGACCAAUGAAUGGGGAUUAUUCUUCUGAAGAUGAAAUGGAUGAUACUGUGUUCACAUCAUCGGAGGCUAUCACUGUCACACCAAAAUUCUCUCGCCUUCCCUCCAAGAUCCCUUCUCCGAAAGACAGUAUCUCAAUAAAGCUGAUGAACACGGACCCUGACAAUCAGAGUGAGUUCUCAUUUAUUUUAAGCAGCAUGUUAGUUUUAAUUUUAAUCACGAAGUGCUCACAUAUCUCUAUUGAUUAUUACUUUCUGACGCUAAGAAAAUGGCGGCCAAAACUUGUGCAUUUCCAGAAGUCUUGUUGUUCUAUAUUUAAAAAGUAUAUGGCCACACGCACACAUAACUUGGAGCUUAGCUCCCACCUCAGUUCACAAGUAAAACUUUGUCACUCAAUCAAGCCCAUACCGUUAGGGUGACAACUGUCAACAACAUUUUGUUGGGUGCGUCAUUCUCCGCUCUUGAGAUUUAAGUUCAUAGGAUCAGUAUUGAUUUCUACUGCAAUAUGACAUCUUUUUCUGAACAAUCAGCGAAUCUAAAUCACAAAGAGAACCGGGUGUUAUGCGCAAAAAACAGGUUGCUUUAGUAAACCUUGAUUCUGUCCGCCAAAUUUACGGAAUUAACCCAAGAUCAUCCAGGGAUUGGUUUGUUCCUAAUUAAGCUAUUAAGUAACGCACCUUAGGGUGCAAUAGUAGAUCACCCACCAGGGCCGAGUCCUUGGCAUUUGUUAGGUUAAAAUUCCCACGCGCACACUGACUUCCUACUAGUUCGCUGGCUAAAUAAAUCGCUGAGACAAUCGCUGAAAAACACGGCAUAAGAGCACUAUAGAAACAACCGGUCUGCUGCUGUGUCUAGUUGGACAUUCCAGCCUCUUGUACAAGAACUCCUCAACCACAACACAAUAUUUCAUUUGCUCUUCUUGAUAGUGCGUAGCCCAGAAGCCAUCCGUCUCCUAGUAUGCUAUUUUUGGUUACCAGACUGCCCUUGACGAAAAUCAUACGGUGAUUACUGUUUCAUAUCACAGCAAGUAUCAGAGCACUUGGGCAUUCAGCCCAUAACUAACCGAAUAAGAAAUAAUGACUCUCAGGGGAGGUAAGAAAAGAAAUGGCGGAAAUGUUCGAGGUUAGGUGUUACGAGUAUCAAGCGUCUCAAGCGUCCGUAUUCAGCUUGAAAUUGUUUCCGAUCCGAGUCGAACGGUUUCGUAUGAAAUUAAUCUGACGACCAAAAGGAAAAAAAUGAAAAUGCGUUAAGUUGUUCUAAUGGAACAUUGGAGAAGCAUUGGAGUGAUGUUUUACAAUUGGUAAUAUGCAGAUGCUUGACACUUCCGCAGGAUAGUUAGCGUAAAAGUUACAAGAUAAAAGCACAUUGUUGAUAAUACAACGCACAAUCUGCCUAACCCAACAAGAGGUCUGCAGUAACACAGGCAUAGAUAUUCCUACCUGGAUUUUGAGGGGUGUCUGAUACAGGCCAUUGAUCUUUACUAAUGCUGCCAUUUGAUAAUCACACGACUUAUCAUGUACUCUUAAUUUGCCCAUGUGACUACAAGUGAUCAUUGGAACAUUGAUAAAGUUGUAGUAUUAACUACAUGCGCUGGGAGGGAGUUACAGGGCUGUGAAACUGCAAAAGAAACAAAUUCGUCGACAUCCCAGACCUCGGUAUUAUAUGGCCGGUUAGAACUGCUGGCCCCAUGCAUAUUUGUUUUGGGUGAGUUCGCAAGCUGGUAUCCAGUGUCUCUGGGGCUUUUAGAUUCCGCUAAACAAUCGUGACCAGCGCCGUAGAUGCCGAUGCAUUUUUUUAUAGUUGUUAGUUCGAAUUGAUAAGGAACAAAAAGAUCCUUUAGCGUUUUUAGUCGCCCUAUGUUGCACCGUCUCUAGAGCAGUGAAGUCACGAUUAUGCCAGGGGUACCACGAUUGCAUAGGAUAUUCCACACCCGCCGAACGUUUGCGGAAAGACUGAGGCGUCAAAAAUACCGGAUACCCAACGAAGGAGGCCGAAUUGCUGUUUUACCUUCUUUAAUGCUUAUUCAGUUUGCCUAAAACAGCCAAGUUCAUGUUACACAAGUGCUCCAUGGCUCUCAUGAUGCGCACGCUGCGAAAUUUGGGGACCUAAGCGCUAGUCAUGUGUGGUUCGAUGACGCAAGCUCAGUACUGUGCACUGUCGGAGUUGAACGGGAACAUGUACUCGGUGACGCAGAUUUACAGGAAUGCGCAUACGAAAUCCGGGAUUUCUGGCGACUUGCACUUUUGUUAAAACAAACAGUACAAUUAAUUUUGAAAGUGCGAUAGGAAACCCCUAUUCAGAAUUUGACGAUUCGUGCGGCUUGAUACAUAAGUACAACCACCACUUGGGGCGAAAUGUGUCACGUUAUUAGUGCUAAACUUGGAAACAAUGACGAUUGCGAACGCAAUACCACCUCGGGCGCUUGCAGACACUUGACCUUGGCUGCAGCAGGCGUAUAGUCCGCAGUUGACGCACACUUGCUUGAAUGUGUGGCGUACAUCGAACCACGUAGCUAUUCCAGGUGUUCCGUUUAAGAAGUGUAACUAUUAUUCCGAAUAGUUCAGAAGUAACAGAAUAAUCUAAAUAACCGGAGGGCAUUCGUCAUCAUCAUCAUCAUACAGGUUAGCUAGAGGUGGGGAACACCUUAGCUACUGUGCCGAAAUACACAG
This is a messenger RNA of Dicrocoelium dendriticum, 4827 nucleotides long. NCBI's taxonomy places the organism in Eukaryota, Metazoa, Platyhelminthes, Trematoda, Plagiorchiida, Dicrocoeliidae. The record is from the annotation of a GenBank genome assembly.